Drosophila virilis is the source of this 11873-nucleotide messenger RNA. The record is from RefSeq and is a predicted model, not a curated record. Lineage: Eukaryota; Metazoa; Arthropoda; Insecta; Diptera; Drosophilidae.
CGUCACACGGUGAAUGUCAGAUGGAGCAGCUGCAAAAUGCUUGCACGCACACACAGAUAAAAAGUGUAUUUUAAGUGCCAAGUGCUGCACUGUGAGUGUGGAAAAGUGCGGGAAAUUAUUGCAACGAGAAUGUCAAAAAAAGUUUUAAGACAAAAUUUAAGAAAGCCUGCAAUUGCUAAUAGCAAAGAGCAAUGAAGACUCUCAGCGGCAUAAAAACUCUAUAUAAGCAACAAAAUAUUGGUAGCAUGUUUUGUGAAUUUCGUAAAUCUCUCGUUUCGUUUUGGUUUUUUUCUUCUCUACCACAAAAAAGGGCGCGCGAGUGAGACGACAGUAGUUCGCAGCAAAGCAAGAACAUCAGCCAUCCCGCCUACUCGUAUGCGACUCACACGUCGCCGACUUUAAGUCUGCUCGCUCUCAAAUGUUUGACAUUUUUCACAUUCAGCAUUUUCCCUUUGUUCGUCGGCGGGUCUCGUCAUAUGGCUCGUGUAAACGCUCGUGCGUGCGUAACAAAUAAAAUUGAAAAAAAUAAACGCAAAAUAUCGGUGUUUUAAAUUUACAAAAAUAUUGCACAAGUGUAAAUAAACAUCUAUUAGAUGCGCAUGCAGUGACAAGUGCUUAAAUUCAUUGAGAAAUAUGCGUAAAAAGCGUUAUUUCGUGAUUACUACGGCGACGACGACGACGACGACAUCAAAGCCAACAACAACGAGCUGCUGCGUUCAUUGACGUGACGCGCGAGUGUGAGUGUGUGUGUGUGUGUGUGUGUGUAUAUAUAUGAAUAUAUGUGUUUAUAUGCGCUAGUGUAUGCGGGUGUUGCGAGUUGUUUUCAAAUAAAUAAAAUACAUAACAAAAGUCAACAGCAACAAGAACAACAACAAUCAAAACACCACAUACCAAAUUGCGAGUGCUUAUGCCGCUGGCGCCCCAGCGUCAAACUGCGUACAUAUGUACAUAAAUGAAACCAAGUUAAACAUAUAUAUAUAUAUAUAUUUAUUUACAUCAAUUUAGCCCGCGUGUCUCGUUGCGCGCAAAUUCUAUGUGAAAAGAAAGUAUGGUCAACAGUCAAUGCAAUCUAUGCAGUAAAAUGUGUAUUUGUCUGUGUCUGUGUGUGUGCGUAUGUGUUUUUAGUGUAUAGAAUUGAAUAAGCAGCAGCAUAAGCAAAGAAAGUUAAAAGCAAUAGCAACAUCAAAGUACAAGAAGAAGAGGAAGAAGAAGAAGAAAACAACGAGCAGCAACACAAAUGAAGCAAUACAAUUUUCAGUUCAAUUUUAAACAUCAAUUGUCUGUCCCGAAGCAUUAAACAAGGCUCAAAAAUUUUUGCCAAUGAGUCGCAGACAGUCAUUGGAUCGACCAGGAAUAUUGUCUCCUCCGGGUCCGUUUCUGACGCCCAGUCCAUCGCCAUCGAUCUCAGCUAGUCCACGCCUGCAACCAUCACCAUCUCUAUCGCCAUUCCCACAGGAUGUGGUGCUCGUAGCCGGUGGCAACGCAAUAAACGCCAACAGCAAUCCACAGGAACACGAGCGCAAGGCGGCGACGCCUGGCAGGCGACAAUCCAUACAUCAGUUCACAAAUGGCAGUCCCAAUGCCGGCACCGUUGUCUUUCAACCGAGUCCCUCACAGUCACCGGCCGCUGCCACGACGGUCAUUGGCGUGACAGCUGGCGGUCUUAUAGCCGCCGCCGCUGCCAGUGGCCACAAUAAUGCAAUCGGCACUGAGCUGAACGCCACGCUUGUCGGCUCCAAUAAUAUACAACUGAACAAGAAGGGCAACAAGCGGACUGGACAGCAGCAGCAACAACAGCAUCAGCAACUACAGCAGCAGCAACUGCAGCAUCAGCAGCAGCAGCAGCAAAUCUUUAGCACCAGCGCAGCGGCGCCCACCUCAAUCUGCUCGACGGUAGCCGGCGGCUAUGGGCAACCGAAUGCAACGGCAAUCAGUACGCCCAUUUCGUUUGCGACAGCAAAUGUGGCUAGUGGCCCAAAAGGUCAAGCGAAAAAGGGCGCCACUUCGGUGCUAAGCCAACAGCACCAGCAGCAGCAGCAGCAGCAGCAGCAACAUCAACAACAGCAGCACGUGCAGUUCCAACAGUAUCAGAGCAGUAGUCCGCUGAUAGCGGAUAGUCCUAUUCCCAGCCCCAGCAACGCGAUUGCUGCUGCGGCUAUAAAACCGCCAACGCCGCAGCCUCAAACCGUACAGAUGCUUCCACAGCAAUUCACCAUCACCAGCGGGCCGCAGCAGCAGCAGGCGCCGCAGCAAGUGUUUCAGUUUAUUCAGGGCCCUCAGGGUCAAAUCAUAGCCACCACGCAGCAGGCGACGCUUCAGCAACAACAUCUUCAACAGCAGCAGCAACAGCAGCAGCAGCAACAACAACAGCAGCAACAACAACAACAACAGCAGCAGCAGCAUCAGCAACAGCAACAGCAGCAGCAACGUUAUACCAGCAAUGCAGGCAUUGCGUUGUCCACAUCGUCCACGAAGGCGAGCAAGGCGCCCCAACAGAUACUGCCUAAGCCGCAACAGGAACUGGGCUCUCAGCCAAUGCAACAGCUGUCGAAGAACAAGAAUAUCAGUAACAGCAACGCACAAUUGCCGCAGAUCACGCAGUCGACGCAGCCACAACAGGCACAGCUCAAUGCUGCAGCCAACAAUGCCAACAACCAGCAACAACAACAACAGCAGCAAAUUUUGCUGCCAGCGACAGCAGCACAACCACAACAAUUGCUGCUGAAUCAGAUGCCCGUGCUGGUGCAGCAGAAUCCGCAGGGUGUGCAGCUCAUAUUGCGUCCACCCACGCCACAGCUGACGACGCCCUCGCUGGUUAUACAGAAUUCGCGUGGACAGCCGCAACUGCAGCAGCCGGCACAACAGCAGCUGCUACGUAUUGUGGGCACCAAUGGAGCCACCAUGCAGUUAGCCGCCGCCACACCCACAUUUAUAGUGUCCUCGCAGGGCAACCUCAUUCAGCAGACGGCUGCCGCCGGUCAAUUCCAAAGCGCCAUAAAGACUGGCACGCAGCUAAGCGGUCUGCAUGCCGCGCUGGCGGCCCAGACGCCACGAUCUCAGCCGUUUACCACAACGGCCACCAUCAACACCCAGUUACUGGGUCAGAGUGUUGCGGCACAGCUGCAAAAUUUACAGCUAGCCGCUGCAGCGGCUGCCAAUGGCAAUGGCAUUGCCCAGAUACAAAUGCCGAAUGGUCUGGCGGCCAUUUCGCAGCUGCAACAGACGCUGGGUGGCGCCACCAUCAAUCUGAAUCAGUUGUCUGGCGCGCACUUGCAACAGAUUGCCAGCGCCUUUCAGACGCCGCAGCCACCUCAGCAGUCCACAACGUCGGGAGCGACCAGUGGCAACGGCAACAAUUCCGCAGAGCUGUUUGCUCAAUCCUCGCCAGCGCAUGUACCGCUGGCUGUUACACCGGAGCCACUCCGUCAACCGACGCCGCAGCAGCAGGCGGCCAUGGCCACCAUACAGCUGCAGCAUCAGCAGCAACAGCAGCAGCAAGCGCAAAUACAUCAACUGCAGCAGCAGCUGCAACAGACACAGACGCAGGUGCAGCAGGCGCAACAGCAGCAGCAGCAGCAACAUCAACAGAUUGUGGAGCCCAAGAAGAAGCCGCGGCCCCGCAAAAAGAAGCCACCAGCGGCAACAGCAACGACACAGCAAAAGAUCGCCAUAUCUGCCACUCCUACUUCCACAACGACGCUUACACGAACGCCCACGCCGCAGGCGCAGACUCAAACGCAAACGCAGGCGGCACAGUUGAAGUCACCAUCACCGCCGCCCACACACAUACAACGCGCCAGCAAUGGCAAACUAGAUCUCGGGGAUGUGAUGAAGUUCUGCGGCAUUACGGAGGACGACGACGACGACGAAGACUAUGGCAUGGAUGCAGUCACAAGCUCUGCACCAGCUGCUGUCAAUAACAGCAGCAGCAGCAGCAGCAACGGCAGCGGCAGCAACAACAACCAUCAUGUUGAGGAAUCACUGUCAGCACCACCACCGCCACCACCACCGGCGCCCUUAAGCAACGGAGUAGCAGCUGCUGCAGUCAAUGCGGCAACGGGGCCCAGUUCCAAUGAUAUUAUGAUCUCCAUACCGAGCCAAAACGGCAGCGAUGGGCUGCCCUUCACGCUGACCAUACCGGCACCAGCGCCGGUCAACGAAGCCACCGAAAUACCAAAUAUCCUCAUUAAGAUUGAUCCAAGCGAUGCUGCAGCGGCGUCGUCCGCUGCCGCUGGAGCAACUGUACCACCGUAUACGCUAUCAACGCCCCGCCUGCCCACCGCCGAGGAGAUUCAACGGCAGGCGCAGCAACAUCUCGCCCAGCAGGCAGCCGCUGCAGCAGCCGCCGCUGCGGCUGGUGCCAAAAUCUGCACCAGCAUACAGACCACAACACCGGCGCCAACAAUAAGCUUCAGUCUAGGCACACAGGCCCAAACCAUUGGCAGUGUCACGCUGCAGCCGACCUCCGUUGCGGCAAGUAUAACAUUGACCACGCCUACGCCCACGGCAACUGCAACGGCAACAGCGACAGCGACAGCCACUGCGCCUGGCGCGGUAACAGCAGCAACAACGGCAGCCGUUAAGCCGCGUCGCAAACCCGCCGUGCGGCGCAACACCAAAAAGCAGGAGAUGCUGAACAGCAAUGCCAGCAACAUUAGCAGCGCCAGCGUCAGCGGCAGCAGCAGCAGCAACAAUAUGAACAAUAGCAUCAUUGGCAGCCAUAGCACCACCACCACCACCAUCAGCAGUGGGAGCAGCAGCAGCAGCAGCAGCGCCGUCAACACUGUCAACACCAUCACAUUGACAACGCCUGUGAGUAGCAGCAGCACUUGCAGCUCCAGUAUAUUGCUGCCGCACGGACUUGGACUGUCAGGCAGUAGCAACAGCACCGGCAAUGGCAGCAACAGUACGCCCACAACCGUGCCCAGUCAGAUUGGCAACAUUCAGAUAUCGCAGGUGCAGAAUCAUCAUCAGUCAGCGAUGCCCGUCGGCAGCGCCGUAGAGAACAAGAUUCAAAUAAUGCCGAUACUGCCGCCUGGAGCCACCGUUAUGGGCGGUGCUGUGCCAGCUGCAGCAACAGCAGCAACGGCAACAACAGUUGCUGCACAGCAAGCGCAACUUGUCUUUCAGUCAACGCCAGCAACAGCAGCAUCUGCGUCGGAAACUGCCACAAUAAAGCUGUCCAGCGAUGGCCGCCAGAUGCAAUUGGUGGCCAUACCACAGGCCACGCCGCCGCCCGCAGCUGCACCAUUGCAAGCUGUCACAACGGCAGGUGGUGCCACUAUAUUGCCACCACAGCUCACGGGCAUGCCGGGUAAUGUGUCCAUUUCUGUGGGUUCUCCUGCAUCCGCAGCGGCGCUAGUGCCGCAACUGACGGGCAGCCUAACGCUGGCCGUGUCGGAGCACUGCGAGCGGUUGAUUUUGCGUCAUGAUCCUAACACGCCGCAGGAUCACCAAUCGCAACUUAUACUGCAAGCAUUGCUCAAGGGCGCCCUGCCCAAUGUUACCAUCAUCAAUGAGCCAACACGCAUGGACAGCAACAAGCCACCAGCGCCAACGCCCCCGCCUCAACAACAGCAGCAACAACAGCAGCAACAACAACAGCAACAACAACAGCAGCAACAACAGCAACCCAAAGCACCAGCAGCGCCUAAGACCGAAUUGAAAGUUACUAACAACAGAAAGCUGUCCACACCCGCCGCGCCCGCCAGCAAUCUGCUGAGUAACAGCAGCAGCGUUACCACCAACACAACUAAUUCAAUUAAACCACCGACCAUGCCCGCUAAGACUAACGAAACUUUAAACUUUCCACAAUUGCCGUCAACGCCGCAAUUGCUCGUACAGCAACAGCCGCAGCAGCAACAGCAGCAACAGCAACAGCAACAGCAACAGCAACAGCAACAACAACAACAAUCACAUCAACCACAACAGGCUCAGCAGCAGCCGCAACCGCAGGUUAACAACGCGCAACGUUAUGUGGCUCUACCACCCAUCGAUCCCAGUACACAGCAGUUGUUCUGCCUGAAUAGCGUGUCCAAUCAGAUCACGGCUAUUAGCGCAGGCCAAACGGCGGCAUCAAUUGGGCCCACGGAGCGGCUGCUAAUAGCGCCCGCUGGCAUCAAUGCCCAACAGCUGGCGCAAUGCCUUCAGCUGGGUCAAUUACACUUUAACGAUGUGAAUCCUUUGCCGCCUACACAGCUACAGCAACAGCAGGCUACAACGACGACAGCAACAUUGCCCAUUCCAUUGCGUCCUCAGCCACCGCAGCAGCAGAUCGUGCAUCCUAUACAGCCCAUCAGCAAUGGGCAUGGUCUUAGCCUGGGUCUGCCCAUCAGCACGACAACAACAACGACAUUAACCGCCAGCGGCAAUACGACAAUGAAUACCACAACGGUGACCAAACAGGUGGCCAAUGUAGCGCCCAUCAUAGACCAGAGUAAAGCCAAACUAGAGCCUGCAAAGGCGACGGGCACGAGCAGCACGGCAACAACUGCGACCAGCACAGGCGCCGUGGCCAAAAAGAAGCCUGUGCGUAAGCCCAAGACCACACCGACGGCAGCCGAGCUGGCCAGUCUGAAGAAUGCCAGCGUUGUCAAGCCCAUGCCGAAGCUUGAUCCGCUCUCGCAGAAGCCAAACAACAAUCCAGUGCAAAUAGUGCAGCCCAAUGUGGCCAGCGGCAAGCAGAUGAUUGUUGUUGUCAGCUCCAGCGGCGGACAGACAACUACCACAACAACAACAACCAUAAUGAGCAAUAGCAUACAACCAUUCCAGACAACAAGCGGCACCAAGUUGGUGGGCGUCACGGCGCCCAUGCAGCAACAGCAACAGCAGCAACUGCAGCAGCAACCUACAGGGACAGCAGCAACUGUGCAGCAGCAGCAGCAACAGCAACAACAACGCGGCAGCUUCAGCUUAACAGCAACAACUUCAACGCCUAGCUCUGUGGUCAGCAGCAGCAGCAGUAGCAUCAGCAGCAGUGGAGUAGCAAUAGCAGCGCCAGUUGUGACGCAGUUGCAAUUGCCGGCGCAGAUGCAGCAACAGGCUAAACAACAAACGCAACAGCAACCGCAACCCGCACCACAACAGCAGCCACAACAAAACACAAUUUCGCGCGUGCAAACAAUUCAAUUGACACCACAAAUGCAGCAGGUGUUCCGCACGGUGCAAAUGCAGAUACAGUUCCUUACCAUAAAGCUGCAGAACAAGUCGUUUGUGCCCACAUUGCCAAUUUCGCCAGAUGUGGAUCCCGCAGCAAUUUCCAUGUACAACAAACCUAUGUCGGAUGCAGAGAUCAAUUUGGCGCUGCAGCGUUUGUUUGCGGAACAGCAUCGCAUCUUGGCUUCGGGCAAAGAGGUGCCAACGCCGGAGGGUAUGAUUCCAACGCCCAAUGCAAAUGGCAGCUUUAGCUUGAUGCCGCAGCAAUUCCAGCAAGUGCAGCAGCUACAACAACAGCAGCAGCAACAGCAGCAGCAGGCGCAACAAUCUACAGAAACACUGAAACCAACAACGGGGGGUGUUAUAUUAGCAAAUGUGGUGCAACCGAACAAUCAUUCCACCACCAGCACAGCUACACCUGCAGCAGCUAUCAAUGUGCAGCAACAGCAGCAGCAACAACAGCAGCAUCAUCAACAGCAGCAGCAGCAACAGCAGCAGCAGCAGCAACAACAACAGCAGCAACAACAACAGCAGCAACAACAACAACAACAACAACAACUGAAUGUAGCUCAGCGCAUACACAUUUAUCCCAUGCAACAUCAACAGCAGCAGCAGUUGGCUAACAAACAAAAGCUAGCCCAGCAGAAACAGCAACAACCACAACAACAACCAGCGUCAAUUUGCAACCUGCAACAGCAACAAACGCCGCAAGCAAAACCAAAGGAGCAGCCAUGUCGCAACAAAUCCAAUGCGUCUAAUCAACAGCAGCAGCAACAACAGCAAACGAAUAUAACAGUCAACAUGCUGCAACAGAAAACGAGCAUAAUGUCUGUGCCACUGCAGCAGCAACAGCCACAACAGCCCGCCACCUGCUUAAAAAACGGACCCCCACCGCUCAUCUUUGCAAGCUCCACUAAUCUGUUAUCCAACAGCAACAGCAGCAGUAACACUAGCAGCAAUAUCAGCAAUAGCAGCAGCAACAGCAGCAAUAAUAGCAGCAAUAUGCAAAGCGGCAUGUUAGCCAUGCCACCAUUGCAACCGCAACAGCUGCAACCCCCACAACAACAUCAGCUACAGCAGCAGCAACAAAUACCGCCGUUAUCGCAAGCACCGCCAGCGGCAGCGACAGCGACAGCGUUGGGCAAUUUAAUUGCCCCAACGCUACCAACACUGCCCGUAUUUUUGCCGACUCUGCCCGUGCCCAAGCCGGAGGAGUUGCUCCCCACACCAAAACCAAAAAUUGCGCGCCUCUCCUUGUUUGUGCGCCAAUUGGAGGUGGAUCAGGAGAGCUGUCUGAAGCCGGACUAUGUGAAGCCGUUUCGCACCAAGGACGAGGCGGUUAAGAGGCUAAUCAGAUAUCAUUGCAUGCAUGAGAACGAUGUGGAGCUGUACUCCGAUGAGGAUGAGGAAUUCGAGGCAACUGCUCUGGGCUUUCGCGAUAAGUUCCGGCAGCUAAAUGGAAAAUUCCAGGAAAUUCUAUUGCAGGAGUCGACGUUGCCGCAUCGCACUUCGGAGCUGUUGCAAGUGCAGCAGCUGAUGAUAGACGAUCUGAAGGGUGAGAUCAGUGAUAUACGCAACGCGGAGAAGGAGCUGUUGGAGAAGGAACAGCAGCACCUCAAAGAGGAGCUGAGAUCUGAUGCAAAACCCGAGUAUGAACCGAAAAUGGACACCAAAGUUAAAGAUGAAAUCAAAUCGGAGCCAUUGGAAAGAGUGUCCGAAUCAGUAGCACAGACAACAACAGCAGCUGCAGUUGUGGACAAGUUUGAUCUGCUUAAGAAUAGUGCUGAUGUGAACAAGGCAUACAACAAGCCCCAGCAGCAGCAACAAACACAGCAGCAACAUGUUAAGCGGGAGGAGAAUGGUGAAUGGCAGGGCCAGCCGGAGGCCAGCAGCAAUAACAAUGGCUCUGCGAGUGACUCUGUUAAGAAGGAGCAGCUCAACAGCUCCAAGGACAACCCUGGGUAUAUCAAAAAGGACUACGACAACUUUGAUAUUGAAUCGGAGCUGACGCCAAGUUUUAUUAUGAAGAAAGUGGAGCAAAAAAUGCAGGCAGCUGGUGUAAAGAAUGCUGAGAACUGUUACGCCGACAAUGUAUUGCAAGAGGAGCAACAACAACAACAACAACAGGAGCAACAACAUUCACAUCCACAGCAGCAGCAGCAGCAGCAGCUACAACAACAUGCUAAAAGUAAUAACAUCGGCCAUGAAGAUCAUGAGGAUGGCUGGUAUUGUCUUCAAAAAGAGCUAAAUCUGAUGAGCAAUGAGGCAUUGCAGUCACAACAGCAACAAAAUGCGCCACUGCAACAUGCUCCGCAUCAGCAACACUUGUCACAGCAACAUCUGUAUGAUAACAACGCCGGCAGCCUGUUGAGCAAUGGCAAUCAUCUGUCCGAUCUCUUUCCCAAUGGCUGCAUUGACAAGAGCAAUCAGAGCAACAGCAAUAGCUGCAGCAACAGUAGUAGCAGCAGUUGUGGCGGCGAUGUUGGCGGUAACAGCAGUCACGCCGGCAACAACAACGUGCCCAUAGGCAGCUCCUCAUGCAGCCAGCAGCGUCAACAACCGUUGGCUAUGCAAGCAGAACAACCGAAUCAUCAUCCGGCCAUCAGUGAGUUCUUUAGCAGCGAUUCGGAUGUGCAAAAGUCGGUGGAGACGCGCCUGGAGGCUAUGUUCGGUGAGUCGCCGGUAGAUUUGGAUGUGAAGAAUAGCAGCGACGCGCACGACAUUGAAUCAAAUCUGGAUGAGAUAUUUGGCGAUGCAAAAUCGCCAACAGUGAACCACAAGAACAAGCUGAAUAUUUGGGCGGCAGAUGCUGGAUUCAGCGCCGGUUACAGCAGCGAACAGCAGCAACAGACGUACGCACACCAACAACAACCACAUCAGCAAUCACAGCAGCAACAGCACCACAUUGAGCUCAACUGCAACAAUAACCCGCGUUGGAUGCAAAGCAUGGAGGCCCACUACAGCGACUAUAUGUCCAGUAACACCAGCACAGUUGAUGGCGCACAGGCGCACAACAUGCUGGUCAAUGGGGAGACACGCAAGCGCCAUUGGAAUGGCCAGUUGAUGGGCUCGAGUAGCGACUUGGAGGAUGAGAACAGCAGCAAGCGCUUGUGCACGGCUUCGUCAACUUCCUCGUCGCCCAUGUCCUCGCAGCAGCAUGUGCAGGUGCCGCAACAUACCAUGCUAGAUGCUGACAUGUUAGCGCUGCACGAUGGCAUGGGCGUGGAUGGCGUGACCACUAACGGGCCCGCUGCCUUUUCACAAUUGCUAAUGGAGGAGCAACAUCAGCAGCAGCAACAACAGCAGCAGCAGCAGCAGCAACAUAGCUUUGCCAAUCAUCAGGCUUUCGCGAACUUGUUGGAUCCACAGCAGCAACAGCAACAACAACAGCAGCAGCAGCAGCAACAACAGCAGCAUCAACAUUACCAGCACAGCAUGCAACAACAGCUCCAGCAGCCACAGCAGACGCAGCUGCAUGUGAAUCACAUGGGCGCCAAUUCAGUGGUGACUGGCGAGUACGACGACGAUAUUAGUCGGCAUGUGGCCAGUGCCAUAGACAGCAUACUCAACCUGCAGAACAGCGGUGAUUCGUUACAGUUCUCAUUGGGCUCUUUUCUGGGCGACAGUAUACUGGACGAUCAGCGGCAAGCGGCCAAUUUGCCCAGCUGCCAGCAGGAGGUGAACAAUAGGCGCCGUCAGCUGGGGGAGGAUAUGGGCGAUUGUCUUAUCAGUGGUGGUGCCGGACCAGCUGUUAGUGCCGUUGCUGAUGCCAGCGGCAACCUUUUGCUCGAUCAUCAUCACCAUCAUCAUCAUCAACAACAGCAGCAGCAGCAGCAGCAGCAGCAACAACAACAACAGCAGCAACAGCAGCAGCUACUGCAGGGUCAUCUGGGUCAGCAACAGCCACAUCUGCAGCAUCAUGCGCAACUCCAUCAUGGCUUGUCACAGGCACAGCCUCAGCACCAUGCGCAGCUAAAUGACUUUAGCUGUGUGGCCGCUGGCCUAGAUGAUGCCGUCAAGUCGAUUAUGACCUCUUGACUUGGGCUGCAUACAUCCACAACAACAGUAAAUGGAGCGGCACAAAACAUAGCUGCCGAGCUGCCGCCGGCGGCAACGGCAACAGUAGCCAACAGUCUUAUACUGGAAUUCAACGCGACCACCUUGUAAAGGACUGCCCAAGGCAAUAACACAUUGAUUGUAUAUUAAGACCCCCCUGCCCUCCCUACACCCCUUCCCUUUUGCAUGUUAUAUGUUCUCUUUAGUUGUUGUCCACUGUGCUGAAUGCAUUUGGCAACAGUUAACACAUUUUAGCAUCCUGCUCUGUACAAUUUUUAUUUUCAUUUUAGAUCUAAGUUGAAUGUGUAGUAUAAAUUGUAUUAAUUCUUGUUUUCGUUUUUAGUCCAAUGUGUUUGUACAAUAUUUAAAAACUAAAAGAUAAUGACAAAACAGCCUGGUAAUUAUUUGUAUAAAUUUAUAGUCACACAAUCGAAUGCAUUAUUAUGGGACAGCAGGUCCUUAAAAGUCAAUAGUGAAAAGCAAUUAACGCAGAGAAUUGAAAACAAAACGACGAAUAGCAUGAAAUGCUUCUUAGAGAAGUAAACUGAAUGAAUUCUAAUGUAAUACAAAUUAUAUAGCUACAAUAAAUAAGUGAAAAAUGCCUAGAAAAUUUAUUAAAAUUAUAUCUUAACAAUGAACAAGUGAAAAGGAACAUAAACCAA